GGCUUUUCCCUGAGAAUGUUUCUCCUUGCAGGCAGUUCCAAGGCUGCAUCUUUGCACUGGACAGGGGAGCGAGCUGUCAGUGUGCUGCUGCUGGGGCUGCUCCCUGCAGCCUACCUGUGCCCUGGACCAGCUGUGGACUAUUCCCUGGCUGCAGCCCUCACCCUGCACGGCCACUGGGGUCUGGGCCAGGUAAUCACUGAUUAUGUGCAUGGAGAUGUGCCCAAUAAAGUGGCCAACGUGGGGCUCUAUGUGCUGUCUGCCCUGACCUUCGCUGGCCUCUGCCACUUCAACUACCACGACGUGGGCAUCUGCAAGGCUGUGGCCAUGCUCUGGAGCCUCUGAGCAGCCCCAGCCCCCACCAGUCUCCUCUGCUGCCUCUGCUUCUUCAGCUUGUGAGCAACAUCCUGCACAGCAAAGGAACAGCCAAGGGUCCCCAGUGAGCCUGCAGGGGGCUCACAGCUAGUUGAGAAUAU
Ficedula albicollis (Collared flycatcher) is the source of this 473-nucleotide messenger RNA. It is a transcript of the gene SDHD, whose product is annotated as succinate dehydrogenase complex subunit D. The transcript has 2 exons. Gene Ontology annotation, molecular function: ubiquinone binding; heme binding. Gene Ontology annotation, cellular component: membrane; mitochondrial envelope. Lineage: Eukaryota; Metazoa; Chordata; Aves; Passeriformes; Muscicapidae. Gene Ontology annotation, biological process: tricarboxylic acid cycle; mitochondrial electron transport, succinate to ubiquinone. The record is from RefSeq and is a predicted model, not a curated record. The coding region runs from base 16 to 342 and encodes 108 amino acids.